Rotaria sp. Silwood2 is the source of this 3217-nucleotide messenger RNA. The record is from the annotation of a GenBank genome assembly. Lineage: Eukaryota; Metazoa; Rotifera; Eurotatoria; Philodinida; Philodinidae.
ACGCCAAUGUCACAACAAUGAUACGAGGAAAGAUGACAUAUACAACCCAUGACGCCCCUUAACCGCUUUCUAUAUAUCACACCAUUUUAACGAACAUUCAUUCAAAUGCAGCUAUGAACAUAUAAAUCCAAUGGUUUAAUGACAAAAGGAUACGUAUAAGUUUUAAGUAACGAAGAAAAGACAAAAAUGUCGUGCUUCAUCACAUCUCAAGACUGCGCCAAGGUUAUCCUGGCUAACUUUUUAAUGCCUCCAAGUUUACCAUGCAAAACUUACUUCAAUUAGUUUGAAUCAAUCCUAUGUUCAUCUUUUACACAAUAACACUCAGAUACUUAAUUGACAUUCGCCAACAUUCCACUUCGAACCACAAUGAACUUCUCGAGCUUUCCGGAGAAGCAGAUUCAUCAAGAAGAAAAUUCAAGCCAAUAUGUUCGCCAAGCACACCAACCAAAGACUACCAAUAGUUACGACGUUCUUCCGGAUAACUUUCACCCAUGCUUUAAAUACAAUGCAAUAGCAAAACUUUUGUUUUUUUUGUUCCUCACAUAAAGUCAUAGCAUGUGGUCAAAAGGAAAUCAAUAUCAGGCUACAGUCAAAGAAGAACAAUCAAAAAAAUAUAGCUGCCUACAGCUAAAGGUAUACUGUGAAGGGUACAAGAAUAAGGGUAUAAGGCUAAGCAUAUAGGAAUAAGGGUAUUUCGUUAAGGAAAAAGUAUUAAGGGUAUAGAAAUAAGGAUAUGGGCAUAACGGUAUAAGGUUAAGGAUCUACGAACAAUGGUAUAGGGUUAAGGGUAUAAGAAUAAGGAUAUAGCAUUAAGGAUAUAGGCAUGAGGGUAUAAGGUUCAGGAUAUAGUAUUAAGGGUAUAGGAGUAAGGAUAUAGGCAUAAUGGUAUAUGGUUAAGGAUAUAGGGGUAAGGGUAUAGUAAUAAAGGUAUAGUAUUAAGGAUAUAGUCAUAACGUUAUAGAAAUAAGGAUAUAGGCAUAAGGGUAUAGGGUUAAGGAUAUAGGGGUAAGGGUAUAGUAAUAAAGGUAUAGUAUUAAGGAUAUAGUCAUAACGUUAUAGAAAUAAGGAUAUAGGCAUAAGGGUAUAGGGGUAAGGUUAUAGUAUUAAGGAUAUAGGCAUAAGGGUAAAGGGUUAAGGAAAUAGAGUUAAGGGUGUGAAGGUGAGCGUAAAGGGAUAAGAGUAUAAAUUAUGGCGUUCUCAAUCCAUUAAAAUGCAUUUUUAACAAUAAUGUAUGCAAUUACAUUAUAAUGCAACCUAAAUAAUGUAUUAUAAUAUAUUAAAACCUCAAUGCAUUGCAAUGCAUUACAAAAUCAAUGAAUUAUAAUGCAUUAUAUAGGUUGCAUUAUAAUGCCAUUGCAUUCAUUGACUUUCUAUGGCAAAAUAAUGCAUUAUAAUGUACAUUAUUUGUAAAAAUUGGCUACAUGGGUAGAGGUCCUUGAAGUCUGUAACCACAAGUCGGAAAAGGAAUGAUGUUAAUCAAAAAAAAUUUAACAAUUAUAAAUAUAGGAGGACUACGUUUCACUGAUUGUAUUCAUCUGACCAACUAGAUACAAUGAGCAAACAAAAGCCAAUAACAACUGUUAUCAGUGGUGCAGCAGCGAUGCCUAGCACCACCACUAUUACCAACGCGAACAAUCGUGCUGCUGUUGUGAGGUCUCGACCUAUGCGUCGGGUUCUUCAAAAUUUCCGGCUUCUAUGGCUUGAUGCCAAUUUAGAUGAAUCCAAGGACGAUUUCAAGAAAUCGUUUCGACGUCUGCGACGUGUUGUAGCAAGCAUCGAAACAUUUAAAGAUGCUCAAGAAUGCAUUGAUUUUCUCCGUGCCAUUACAAAUCAAAAGGUAUUCAUGAUCGUAUCUGGUUCACUGGGACGACAAAUAAUAGCAGAUAUUGAAGGAUGGCCACAAUUGGAGUCAGUUUAUGUAUUCUGUCGCAACCAAGUGGUACACGAACAAUGGGCCAACAAAAUAUACAAGGUUAAGGGCGUGUAUACCAAAAUCAAACCUAUUUGUAAGGCCUUGCAACUUGAUCGUGAAAAUUGUGAUCGAGCUAUGAUCUCAGUCACUUUUAAUGGUCUCGAUCCUCUAUUUAUGUAUACACAACUGUUAAAAGAAGCACUCUUGGAGAUCGAAGAUGAUGAUAAAAAUUCCAUCAAAGAUUUGGCCGAUUAUUGUUGUGAACAAGACGAUAUUCCUGAAGACCAAAUCAAACAAGUUGAACGUGAAUAUCGUAAUCAUACACCCAUAUGGUGGUAUACAGCCGAAACAUUUAUGUAUCCAAUGCUCAAUCGUGGACUUCGACAAAUGGAUGUCGACAUUAUUCUCAAAAUGGGAUUUUUCAUACGGCAUCUGCACAACCAUAUUACGCAAUUACAUCAGGAACAACAAGGCAGCAUGCCGACAAAAUUUCAAGUCUUUCGUGGACAAGGUUUGUCCAUGGAAGACUUUGACAAAAUGAAAAAAACCAAAGGAGGACUUAUGUCCUUUAAUAAUUUUCUCUCGACAAGUCGCAAUCGUGAUAUAUCUUUCAAACACUUUGCACUACCAGCUACAAACAAUCCCAGUUCAGUUGGUAUUCUCUUUGUUAUGAGCAUUGACACGGCGAUUUGCAUGAAAUCAUCAACACCAUUUGCUGAAGUAAGCAAAGUUGGUUACUACGAAGGUCAAGAAGAAGAAAUACUCUUUUCAACACAUACAAUCUUUCGCAUCGACCGGAUCGAACGAAUUCCCGACGAGCAUACGAAUCGCCUAUGGCAAGUUAAUCUCACCUUCGCAGGUAAUCAAGAUGAUGACUUUAACAAACUCACCGCACACCUGCGAAAAGAGGUUAGUGGGGAAACCGGAUGGGCUCGACUGGGUGUUAUACUUAUUAAACUCGGUGAGCCUGCAAAAGCAGAACAUCUUUAUCAAAUACUCAUUGAGACGGCAACUUCUGAUAAAGCUCGAGGUGGUUACAAUCAUAUGCUUGGUUGGGUGUAUAACCGCCUUGGAGAGUACUCGAAGGCGAUAAAAUUUUACGAACGAGCACUCGGUAUAAAAGAAAAAACUGUCCCUCAAAACCUUCCCGACUUGGCUUCUUCCUACAACAACAUCGGUGCGGUGUACAAAAACAUGGGCGAGUACUCGAAAGCACUUUCAUCGUAUGAACGAUCACUUGAAAUCCGGAAAAUAGCUCUCCCUCCAAAUCAUCCCGACUUCGCACAAUCCUACAACAACAUCGGU